AUGAUUCAACACACUGACAUCAUGAACUGCUCCAUCCCCUACGACCUCCCCGAAGCUCCAGUAUCCGCCUUUGACAGUGUGGCACACUUCGUAGAUGUGCAGCUCGCUGCUGUCAUAGAGAUGCUCCGGGAGGAGAUGGGCCAUAUGCUUGACGCGUGCUGCAAGGUGACACCUCCUGGGCAACAUGCACGCUUGCAGUAUCUCGGAACCUCGUUGAACCGCUGUAACAUAGUAGCAGAUGGGGGUCGAGGCAUGGCAGUGAUGGAACUGAUGCCGCUGCCGCAGCGGUUUCCUGUGGAUUCGAGGUCGCCAUGGAGCAGGUUCAUGCUUCUUGCACAGUGCGGAGCUCCCGGAAAGAAGUCCAACCGACUCAAGGAUGUUGGCCUGGUCUUUUGCGAAAAAAUGAACCAGAGGGACGGACUGAUGCUGCGGGCUCCGGAGAGGGUGCUAAAGGAGCUGCAAAGUUGCAUGAUGCAAAGUGACUCCACGUGUUUCUGGAAGCUACAGGGCUUCAACCGCAUGGUUAUGGAUCCCCUGGCCGUGCUUCAGAAGCUGCGCAGUGCACCUCCCACUGAGCUGUGCCAUGCGCUGUUCUUUGGCGAGAUACCUGGAGGUUCCGAGAGCGAUGUGGAUCUCUGUCAGCGCUUGGACUGCUGGGUGGCGGCGAACCCCUGCGUGCCGAUGAUGUUCAACCGGCAGCAAUGCCGCGCACUGGCACUCGAAGCGCUCACGGCUGCAGGGCCGGUUGUGGUGCAAGGGCCUCCAGGCACCGGCAAGUCACACUUGAUAGCCCACGCGCUCCUUCCGCAGAUCAUCCAGCGCGGUGGUCGUGCAUUGGUCUUGUGCAACAGCAAUGCUGCGCUGGAUUCCAUCGCAGAGAAAGUGCUAGAUCCUGGCGAGUUCAUUUCCAACGGCGGCUACGUCUCUGCUGAAUCGAGGUGCCUCCGCGUUGGGUUCGAGAAGAGAGUCAGCAAAAAAGUGCUCCAGGCGGGCUGGUUCCGACAAGACAAUGACAUCACGGAGGUCAGCAGCGGCCGGAAGUCAGUCGUUUUCACGACGUUAUACAAUUCAAUUGCGAAAAAUUACGAUUUUGCGAAAGCCAAUUUUGACACGCUGAUCAUCGAUGAAGCAGGACAGGUCGAGGACUGGAAGUUGUUUAUUGUGCUGCAGACGAUUACAAGCCUCAAGAAAGUGAUUCUAGUAGGUGACCAUAAGCAGCUGCAGCCCUAUGUAAGCGACGGUGUGCGAGUCAAAGGGUAUGGAAGGAGUACAAUGGAGAGGCUGGUUGCCGGCAACGAUAGAGCAGGAAAUGCCGGCAUCGAUUUCAUCAUGCUGGAGGAGCAGCACCGAAUGCCCCCUUCUGUGCGCAACAUCGUCAGCAGGGUCUUUUACAACAACAAGUUAAAAGACGGGCCGAAUAUUCUGGCGAAGAGCAGGCGCGCAACCUCCGCGAAAGCAAUUGUUGCCUUCGACUUGUCGUUUGGCGGGACCAAGUUCAAACCACUUGAGCGAUCGUUGGAGAACUUGGACGAGGCGACCAUCUCCAAGCUCAUUUACGACCACCUUCUGCAGGCAUCAAGCUUUUACACAGUGCGUGACAUUUGCGUGUUGUCCCCAUACAAUCGACAUAAGAAUCGAUUGCGUACAAUGCUCGCUGGAAUUCCAGAGACGGACUGGGCGAAGUGGGAGAAUCUGAAUCCGGACGUCGUCAUGGAUUCUAGCAUGGAUGACCAAACUGCAGCAGUGCGUAACAUCGACACAGUGGACAAGUUCCAGGGCUCGGAACGAGAGGUUGUAAUCAUCAAUACCGUCAGUGGUUGCCUGGAAAACAAUGAGCGUGCUUGCGAUCCACACUUUAUCAAUGUAGCCAUGAGCCGAUGCAAGAGCUUGCUGGUGCUGGUCGGCAGGCUAACAGAACUAGGAAAUGGGGGUGGCAGCUGGCAGCGAAUCAUGACUUUCCUUCGGGAGGCCCAGGUGCAGGCGCCUCACGGGGCAAACGCAGAAGACGUGCUUAUUCGUCAGUGCGGAUCAAUGGAAGAGGCGAAAGUGGAUGUUGAAGCAUGUCUUCACUCUGUGUUUCUGCCGGGAAGCAUGACUGCCGAUGGACCUGAUGCCAAGAGAAGCAAAGUUUCAGGAAAGCACCGAUAA
Symbiodinium necroappetens is the source of this 2148-nucleotide messenger RNA. NCBI's taxonomy places the organism in Eukaryota, Dinophyceae, Suessiales, Symbiodiniaceae. The record is from the annotation of a GenBank genome assembly.